AUGGCCCCUAAGACUGCCGACCCGAAGAGUGCAGUCUUUGAGCGAGUGAGAAUGGAGCCACUGCCGGAGCACAUGUAUGAGGAGGUGAUUGAUAUGGCCGCUCUGAGUGAUCUCACUGAGGCUGAGGUCCGUCGGACUGGAGUGCAAAGCAACCUGGUUGCACUGCACCUCCAGGAGAAUGGACUGACCAUGAUCCGCCCGACUGCGGACCCGCCAAUGGCGAAUGCUUCUGCAACUGGACCUGCGGCGAUUGAUGCUGCUCUUGGCAUCACUGUCAGGAAUGGCGCUGAGGAGCCUGCGUCUGCUCGGGCAGCGGACGCAGCACCUGCAGCGAAUGAAUCGGUGCCGGGUGCUCCUGUGCCGAGUGAGCCGAAUGCUGCCGUGAAUGCGGUGCCUUGGGAGGCCCGCCACCUAGUGGAUGAGACAAUGGUGCAGCACAGGCUCAGCAGGCGUGGUCCUGUGACUGUGGAAAUGUCUGCCGCUCUGACUGCGAUGGACUCUGGAGUUGAGCUCGCCCGAGUGUGGAAUGAGCUUGACAGCUACAUCACCACUGUCGUGGAGAAUGAGAGUGAGAAUGACGAGCCACUUGUGUUCGUGGUGUUCCGCCGAAAUAGGAGUACCGCAAUGAGGCACUGGGUUGCUGGAGGAACUGGCGGCAAUGCCCGAAUGAAACUGGCGAGUUAUUUUAAUCGCCAAUUCACUGACCAUAUCAGCACCUUUGAAUGGGAUGGAAAUGGUCAUGGUCCCAAUGACUGGAGAUGGACAAUCAAUGGAGGCACUGUCCCACGCGACCCCAAACUGCUGCUGUCCUUGAAUGAGAUCAUCGAGUGGGGAAUGCUUGCCACCAACCGCGGCGACUCCCUGCUGGAAUGGAGGCUGACGGGGCGCACAAUGGUGCCACUGUGCCAAAGCAUCGGCACAGGAUUGGAGCACGAUUGUUCCACAUGGGAUGAGAUCUGCGAGAAUGAGGAGCAUGUGGCAGCCACUGCUUGGAAUGCUUGCAAGGGCAAGGCGAAUGAGCAGGCCGUUGGGAAUGCCCGCGAACAAACUGCGAAUGCCCUCGAGCCCAGCUCCGAGAUUGUCCUGCGCAAGAACGCGAAGGGCACUGUGAAAUGA
Symbiodinium sp. CCMP2592 is the source of this 1116-nucleotide messenger RNA. NCBI's taxonomy places the organism in Eukaryota, Dinophyceae, Suessiales, Symbiodiniaceae. The record is from the annotation of a GenBank genome assembly.